CGAUCCGAUACCUAACCAAGCUGAGACAGAAUUCGAAAUAUAUAUACAUUCGCCGGGAUAACAAAAUGAAGCCGAUCAACGACAAGGAAGACAAGGUGGUGAUACGGGCGGUGAGCCACGACGAGGAAGGCCGGAAGCGGGUGGAGAAGACGGAGCUGUCCACCCACAACAUCGACACCAUCAAGCACGUCGAGAAGAAGCUGAGGGACAAAGGCGUCCACAGGAUGGACCGCCACCCGGUCGACGGCGUCGGGAUCAGGAACCCGCCUCCCAAGUCAGGCCACGGUGGUAAGUACACGUGGGAGGGCCCCGGCGACCUGGCGGAGAACGAGAUGGAGCCUGUCCCCGCCGCGAUCGACGAGAAGGAUCCCAACUAUGUGGAUGAGGAGGAGGAGGAGAGGAUUCUGAGAGGGGAGAGGAGCGACGUCGCCGGGAUUGUGGUCGGAGAGGUGGAGGUUGCCAAGGUUACCGAAGGCAGGGAAGGCGUCGCAAGGGUUGAAAUGGAUCCUAAGCUCGUUUGAUUUGAUGAUCAGUGGGAAUUUACUGUCAGGUUAAUUUUGCUGUUUCAUUUUUAGUUUUACUUUCAGUUGAUUUACUUGAAUCUGCGUGCCGUGGUAUAACUAUAAUAACAUGGAAGGUGGGUAACUAUGUAAUAAUUAACCGAUGAACGAGAAGUUUUAGAAGGUGUAGUUUCUUUUGACAAAUCGUUCUCAUUCUAUCGUCUCAGACUUUCUUUCGACGAAUCGUUUUCAUUAUCUCGUCUCAGCUAUCAUCAGGCCGAAAUGUCGUAACCCGGCCCACAACCUGAAAGGGUCCAGUUGUAUUAGAUAAUGCCAGGCCCAAUUUCAGUGCGCGAUUGACCGAUAAUGACAAAAAGAAAGAGAUAGGAAUCCA
This is a messenger RNA of Linum trigynum, 894 nucleotides long. NCBI's taxonomy places the organism in Eukaryota, Viridiplantae, Streptophyta, Magnoliopsida, Malpighiales, Linaceae. The record is from the annotation of a GenBank genome assembly.